Schistocerca serialis cubense is the source of this 1467-nucleotide messenger RNA. RefSeq names its product carbonic anhydrase 13-like. The record is from RefSeq and is a predicted model, not a curated record. Lineage: Eukaryota; Metazoa; Arthropoda; Insecta; Orthoptera; Acrididae. The transcript has 7 exons. Gene Ontology annotation, molecular function: zinc ion binding; carbonate dehydratase activity. Gene Ontology annotation, cellular component: cytoplasm. The coding region runs from base 169 to 957 and encodes 262 amino acids.
GUUGCGCAAGUGGUCGGCUGCCCUCCGCCGCCGCGGAAGGCCCGUCUGCACAGAGGUGGGAGGGGCGUGACGUCACGGCCACGUGACGGAACCGUCGCGGGCCGGCCGGGCGCUCCGCUCGCACAGUUCGCGGCGGGUUCUGAUCCGGGCAGCACACAGCAGGCAACCAUGAGCGACUGGGGGUACGCGCAGAGCAACGGACCAGAAACAUGGCCAGAGAAAUUUCCGCUGGCGGCGGGCACGCGGCAGUCGCCCGUCGACAUCUGCACGAGCAGGACCCUGACGGACGCGUCGCUGAGCUCUCGGCCGCUCACCUGGCGCUACCCGUGCUCUGCCAACGUGCUCGUCAACACGGGCCACGGCUGGCGCGCAGACCUCGACUAUCACGGCUCCGAGCUCAGAGGAGGACCUCUGGCAGAUACCUAUGUACUUGAGCAGUUCCACUGCCACUGGGGCUGCUCAGAGCACACAGUCGAUGGUCGUGGAUAUGCAGGCGAGUUGCAUCUUGUACACUGGAACAUAAGCAAAUACCAAAGCUUCAGUGAAGCAGCUAGGCAACCAGAUGGAUUAGGUGUCCUUGGGAUAUUUGUUGAGGAAGGUGAUGUUCAUGAGGAGUUUCAGAAGAUAGUUGAUGCUCUGCCAAAGAUCACCUUAAAAGGGCAGAAGACUGAACUAAGUGAUCCUGUGGAUCCCAACAAAUUAUUACCUGACUUCAGUCAGUACUGGACUUAUGAGGGCUCCUUGACAACCCCACCAUGCACCGAAAGCGUGAUAUGGAUGAUCCCGAAACAACCAAUUCGAGUAUCUGGAAGUCAGCUUUCAGCAUUUCGUAGUCUGCGCUGUUAUGGACCAGGAGAGCAAUGUCCUUGUGAUGAACUUCAAGGCCUUGUAGUGAAAAAUUACAGGCCUCCUGUGCCACUUGGCAAUAGGCAGCUUCGAGAAUGUGGUUCACUUUAAGUCUUCUUUUUCUGCAGUGGUGUGGGAAAUGGGAAAAAUAAAUAACUUCUCUACUGACAUCACCAAAUUAUAGCUGUUACUGAAAUAUAUUUUACUUUAUGUCAACAAAACUUUUGAGAGAGUUUAAUAUAAAGGCUGUUCUUUAGUGUUAGCAUCUCAGGAAGAUUUCUAUUUUUGUUUUUGUUGGAAAUAUAUAUACAUAAUAAAAAUUGUUAUGUAUUCUUGUCAGAGUUUUUGUUAACAUAGGGGAUUGCUUAUGUGAAGAUUUUAAAGCCAGAUAGUAAAAUAAUUAUAAAUAUUUAGCAUAAAGUGACAGAAUGAUGCUAGAAAUGGGCCUGUUAUUUAAAGGUUUUAUAGUAUAAAUAUGUUUAGGUUAUAAAAGUUUGUGUAUAGUGAUUUUAUAAUAUGUUGAGUGCUGAUUUAUGUAUUGAUAAACUUUGUUACCAGAUGUAAAUGUAUUUACUGUUAUUCUGAUAUAUAUUGUACAAUAAAAAAUGGGAUCUAUGUUUC